UUUCCGGGCAAUAUCAACUGCUCUUUCAGAUUUGCCUCGGAAACUCUUUUUUCAACAUGUCUUUGUCCAAGAGAGCAGCCAAAGAUGCGCAGUGGCUUCAGUACAAGCCUAUGAUUCAACAAAUGAUCGUCGACGACAAAGCUCAAGAGGAGAUAAGGCAAAGCCUCGAGGACAACGGUUUCCGCGUAACUAAACAUCAACUUGAAUACAAGCUGAGAAUUUGGGACAUUCGAAAACGGCUCCCCAAGACAAGAAGCGAGGCUGUCUGGCAGUAUACCGAUGCGCGGUUGCUUAAGAGGGAGGCAGAAGGGAAGUCCAGCGAGGUCAUCAUUGAUGGCAAGAUCGUCAGCUCCGACAAGGUCAGGAAGGAGAGAAAUCGUCGCCAGAGAAGCACCCUGGCAAGAUACACACAACCAAUUCAGACGCCCCAGACACCUGAGGAGAUGAGGAUCUCAAUCUGCACCCCGCCACCCAUGCCCAUGCAAUUCGCAUGGCCAGAGAGCCUUCCUUGGCUGCAGUUUGAGGCAAAGCUAUUGGAAAUGCUAUAUUUUCCUGCCGCACGGGGGAGCAAGAGAAACGCGAUCCAACAGUCAGCCAAGCCUCUCGAGCCGGGUUUCCUUCGCAGCCUCGGAUUAUCGAACGCAAACCCCGUCAAGAAUGUUGCUUUACUCGCUGCUGAGCUUGGCUCCUUCAUGCCCGAAACACAAGAGGGCGACAAUAUCAACCGAGCGCAACUGAUCUUGCAAGGAUCAAGCAACGAAGCAUCUCAUGAAUAUGUCAAAACCAUGCUUUACCGCCUCUCCAAUAAUUUCGACGAUCGGGAAAUGGAUCGUCACGAAGACAUACAUGCCUGGAACCAGUCCCUCGAGCUGCUACAAACUUCCGGAAUUACAAGCAUCCCACUUCAGCUUAGCGAGACGACAGACGUGACAGUCGCUGCAGUCGUCGAGAAACUAUUCCGGAGUUGCCUGCGAGUUUUGAUAUGGCACGAAGCUUGGGACACCACUCUAUGUCAUCAAACACAGAGGCUCACUGCCUGGCUUCUGGCCUCCGGACACAAACCCAACAGCAAGCUUAUGAUAGCUGGGGAGCUCAUGAUUCCUAUUCAAGCGGCCGUGAAGUACCAGGCAUACGAGCUGGCACAGCAGUUGCUUGAAUCAGGUACCGAAGGAUUAUCGUCACCAGAAGUGUCCAAACAUGUCUUGUUUGAUGUGCUUGGAGGUCUCCGUGACUGUCUUUAUGAACUGGAUUCCGAAGACGUUGCUGAGGCUAUGAAAAUGAAGGCUCUUGGGUUGGUCAAGCGUCUGAUAGACAUGGGGACUUCACCAAAUGAGAUACUUGGAGACGACAACCCAUCCGCGUUGAUGAUCGCCAUCGACUGCCACAGCAUCUACCUGGUCGAGAUUUUGGUCCAAAAAGGAGCAGACCUUUUACACCGAUCUCGUUGCGACAGAUACAGACUUUCUUGGUUUAAUGAGACACAAGGCGUGCUUGGAUACGCCGCCGAAAUUUCGCCCCAACGAGAAGCCCUGAAUAUGGUUCGGUAUCUGAUCGAACAAGUGCAGUUGCUGUAUCCGUCAAAGCCUCUGCUCGACUUCAUUACAACGGAUGCCAUAUUUGCUGCAGCCAUCAACGGCCACAAUGAGAUCCUCAUCCUGCUUCACGAACAUGGAUCGAACAUUUCUGCAGCUGAACACCGAGGAUUUUCUGCCCUUCACUGCGCCGCAUACAUGGGGCACCUCGACACAUGCAAACUGCUUCUGGAGCACGGCGCGUUGGUGGACGGACCGCAUUAUUCCAGACAGCCGCCCUCUCCUCUCGUUCUCGCGUCCCUGAAGCGACAUUUUGAAGUCGUCGAGCUCCUGCAGAAGCACGGCGCUGACCCCAGCCUUGGUGUUUUCAUCAAGAAAAAGAACGACUGGGACAAUUAUUUCCUGCGUAGCUACGAUGGUCCGUCUCUUCGAAAUCUAGAAGACGGAUUCAGCCCGUUUAUACUUGACUCGGAAGUCGCAGCAGUAUUCGGAAAAGAAGAUUGCAGGGGUCUGUACCAGUAUCUGGUGCGCAUUGGAGUCACACUGCCUGAACAGCUUCUAUACAAUGCCAUCUAUCAGGGUGAUGUUGCACUCGUCAACCUUGCAUUGGCGUCCCCGAGCGCCAAUCCUAAUUGGCGAGGACCUGAUGGGCGGACAUGUCUCCAAGCCGCUCUGGAUGCAAGAUAUCGUGCAAGCUGCGAAAACUGGAACCUGAAAGGCGAGUCUGCAGAGAUCGCAACUGCAUUGCUCAAAGCUGGCGCGGUCUUGUUUGGAGGCGAGCUUCAACAAGCCGUCCUUUUGGAAAGUCGGAGCCUGGUCGAAGAGAUCAUCCAGCGUGACCCCGGAGGUUUUGCCGAGCAGCAAUGUUUCAUGUCCGUACUUGAGACUGCAUUUCUUAUGUAUUCUUCCGUCAUGGUGGAAUGGGCACUUGCUCGAGAUCCACAUGCCUACACUCCUGAGGUUCUCUGUGCCGCUGUGCGGUUUACGGUCAAACACGGGAACUUGGAUAUCUUGAGACGGCUUCUCGGCAACCGUCAACAUUCGAAGAAGCCACACCUUUUGGAAAGGUUGGCCAUAGCAAUUGCAGCGUACAACAAUGAGCCGGACAUUCUGAAUACACUCUGCAAGAUACUACAAGUAACAACGUCGGCCUCAAUGCCUACAGAUGGAGGUUCAAGUCAGCUCGGCAUACGCUCUAGGGAGUAUGAAUUGAGGCAUACACUGAGAGAUGGCAGACAUUUCUUUUGUGGCGGAAACUAUACCUUGGCCGAUGUCUCGCCGCUAUCCAUGGCUCUGGAAUCACCACAAUGUUUAGAGAACCUCUUGGACCGCGGAUGUUGCCCUGAUCAAUACACGAUGGUCAGGGCUGUGGAGUGUGAUGAUCUGCAGGUUCUCAAGAGACUCGCGGCGAUGCCCCGAGUCGAGCUUAGUCAAGCGUUUAUUGAAGAGGUGCCCCUGGUUUGUGCGGUGAAAAAAGGAAAGCUAAGCAUGGCAGCAGUCCUUUUAGAUGCCGGCGAAGAUGUCAACGUGGCCUCCCGCGGGCACCGCGGGCGCAGUCCUUUACAAGCGGCCGUCGAGAUCGGAGGUCUCGAAAUGAUCAACCUGUGUCUUGAAGCGGGUGCUAAUGCCAACGGCCCGGCUUCACAUAAGAGAGGAGCUACAGCACUACAGCUUGCCGCGAUCCAAGGGUUUCUUGGAAUUGCGAAGACCCUGAUUGACAGAGGUGCAGACGUCAACGCAUCUCGUGCCAAAGUGCGCGGGAGGACAGCCUUGGAAGGCGCAGCAGAGCACGGGAGAAUUGACAUGAUCCAUUUUCUCUUGGAUCAAGGGGCACGGACGGAUGGAGAUGGUCAAGUGCAAUACUUACGAGCAAUCAAACUUGCAGAGGAGGAAGGACAUCUAGUGGCGGCGAAGAUGCUGAGAGGGUACCGCGAUUGGACUGCAGAUGAUCAUAGGCUUUGGGACAGAUUGCAAAGCUUGCAAGAAGAGUUGGAAGAUUCUAUGGGAAUCGAUGAAGAAUGGUGGGAUCACGCGCAAGAGGACGACUUUGCCGACAAAGUAUAUUCCGAAGACACGAAAACGAAGUCAGGUUGA
Messenger RNA from Colletotrichum destructivum, 3626 nucleotides. Its product is annotated as Putative ankyrin repeat-containing domain superfamily. Gene Ontology annotation, molecular function: protein binding. The coding region runs from base 57 to 3626 and encodes 1189 amino acids. The transcript has 4 exons. NCBI's taxonomy places the organism in Eukaryota, Fungi, Ascomycota, Sordariomycetes, Glomerellales, Glomerellaceae. Gene Ontology annotation, cellular component: nucleus; cytoplasm. The record is from RefSeq and is a predicted model, not a curated record.